This is a messenger RNA of Corylus avellana, 1061 nucleotides long. RefSeq names its product riboflavin synthase. Gene Ontology annotation, biological process: riboflavin biosynthetic process. NCBI's taxonomy places the organism in Eukaryota, Viridiplantae, Streptophyta, Magnoliopsida, Fagales, Betulaceae. The record is from RefSeq and is a predicted model, not a curated record. Gene Ontology annotation, molecular function: riboflavin synthase activity.
ACGACUAACUGGUUGAUUUUUGUGCCCAAAGCUUCAGGGUUUUGCUCUUCUCCCCCAUCUGGCAGCCCUACUUUUCCAAUACCCAAAACCCCAGAUUUUCCCGAGAACCAAACGAAAAUUUUUUGAAAAAUGGGACUUUCUUCUUUCUCUCUCGGCUUUUUCUCCAAAACCCCAAAAAUCUCUCUUCCUAAGACCCUAAUUUUCACUACCCCCUCCAUAUCAUCCAAGCCCCACCUCAAAUUCAACCCCAUUUUCAGACCCUCCACUCUCACCCUCUUCCUCCCAAUCCAGAAACCCAACACCAAAACCCACUUCAAAUCACGUAUCUGCUGCCUCUUCACCGGCAUUGUUGAAGAAAUGGGCGAAAUCAAACAGCUGGGUAUCGCUGAACAAGGCGGAUUCGAGAUGAGAAUCGGUGCAAAGACCGUUCUUGAAGACGUAAACCUCGGCGAUAGCAUUUCCGUCAACGGUACGUGCCUUACGGUGACGGAAUUCGAUACCCAAUCGUCCGAAUUCACCGUCGGUUUGUCGCCCGAAACGCUGCGAAAGACGUCGUUGGUCGAGCUAGAACCGGGCUCGGCGGUGAACUUGGAGCGGGCGGUGCGGUCCACUACCCGAAUGGGCGGGCAUUUCGUGCAGGGACAUGUGGAUGGGACGGGGGAGAUAGUAUCAAAGGAGCCCGAGGGGGAUUCCUUGUGGGUUAAGGUAAAGGCAGGGAGAGAUUUGUUGAGGUAUAUAGUUCCAAAAGGAUUUAUAGCGGUGGAUGGGACUAGUUUGACGGUGGUGGAUGUGUUUGAUGGGGAGGAGUGCUUUAAUUUCAUGUUGGUGGCUUAUACUCAGCAGAAGGUGGUGAUUCCUUCCAAGAAAGUUGGGCAGAAGGUGAACUUGGAGGUGGAUAUAUUGGGCAAGUAUGUGGAGAGGCUGCUAAGUAGUGGGUUUGUUGACUCUAUUAGAUCUUCAUGACAAAAGGCAUUUAACUAUGCUUCUGUUUCUGUUAAUGUAUCAUUGUUUGUUGCAGUGUAUUUUGUUAUUGGUUGAAUCAGAAAGACCAAAUUCUGAGA